Lynx canadensis (Canada lynx) is the source of this 814-nucleotide messenger RNA. RefSeq names its product RAN guanine nucleotide release factor (gene RANGRF). The record is from RefSeq and is a predicted model, not a curated record. Gene Ontology annotation, biological process: protein import into nucleus; regulation of membrane depolarization; regulation of sodium ion transmembrane transporter activity. Gene Ontology annotation, molecular function: transmembrane transporter binding; sodium channel regulator activity; small GTPase binding. Lineage: Eukaryota; Metazoa; Chordata; Mammalia; Carnivora; Felidae. The coding region runs from base 79 to 663 and encodes 194 amino acids. Gene Ontology annotation, cellular component: nucleus. The transcript has 5 exons.
CGGAGACUGCCGGGGCGGCGGCGAAACGCCGGAGGGGAAGCGGCGGGGCCGCACGUGGGUUUUUCGUGCAUCUCUGUAAUGCCCGAACCUAGUCCCAGGCGCAUGGAGCCCACGCGAGACUAUCCGCUGUUUGGGGGGGCCUUCUCCGCCACUCUCCCCCCCGGGGCCAUCGACGUGAGCGAUCUCCGGCCCGUCCCGAACAACCAGGAAGUCUUCUGCCACCGCGUGACGGACCAGAGCCUGAUCGUGGAACUUCUGGAGCAGCAGGCCCACGUGCAGGGAGAGGAGGCUGCGCGAUACCACUUUGAGGACGUUUGCGGGGCGCAGGAGGCUAGGGCUGUGCAAGUGGAAACUGUGCAGCCCCUCUUUUUGGAGAACCUGGCCCUGAGGGGCUGCUGUCAAGAAGCCUGGGUCCUCUCUGGCAAGCAGCAGGUGGCUAAGGAAAACCAGCAGGUAGCAAAGGACGUGACGGUGCACCAGGCCUUGCUGCGGCUGCCCCAGCACCAGACUGAUGUCCUGCUCACCUUCAGUCAGCCCCCCCCUGACAACAGGCCAUUUCUUAGCCCUGAAAAUCUGUCACUUCUGCCCUGGAGCCUGGGUGACUUUGAACAGCUGGUGACCAGUCUGACCCUUCACCAUCCCGGCAUCUUUGGUCCCCAGUAAAGAUCCUGAAGUACCGCGUGACGCUGCUGAAGCACGUGGGGGCCCUGUUCUGCAAGGGGAGCGAGGGUUUGGAGAUAUUCCCCUAAUUCCUUCCCUGUGCAUAAACAUAAGACACCUCCUGUCUGCAGAAAUAAACUUGCUUUAUACCCAA